AUGCUGUCCAAGGCACGAGCAGCGUUCAACAAGAACAUAGGCGGACAGCACCAUGAAGGCGACGCAGAGGAGGGCGAGUCCCUCACGACUAUCCUGCGCUCGCCGGAGGACCGCAUGGCACUUACUAUCCUGAUCGCGGACUGCACAGAAGCAAUGCGAAAGGUCAUUGAAGAUGCAUUCGACGCCAACGAGACCGGCACCAAAACCGAUCUGAUCAUUCCCGACCUGGAAGGCGAGAAACCACAGCAAAUGGAAGAUGAGGCUGCAGCAUCAACGGGCGAGGAUGCAGAGGCAAAGCAGAAGGCAAAGGAGAAGCAGCAAAAGAAGCUUGCGCAGCGCGAGAAAGAGCUCGGUCAGGAAAAGAUGCAAGAGCUCAAGAAGGCCGCCCUCGAUCAUUGGGACGAAUGGCGCUCCAAUGUAAUUCAACGAGUGGGUGAAGUUCUGAACUCGAAGCAGGAAGAAGAGCAGCGAGAGCAACAUGCGCCCAAGUCGAAAGAAGAAGAGGCAAAGCGAUCUGCUUCGCCGCCGAUGAAGUUCUCGGACGCACCGAAAUACGAUGAGAGCAUCAAUGAAGCGAUGCGCGCACAUUAUCCGCCAAUCGACAAUCCUUUGAGAAAGCUGCCGCAGGAUCAGCGAGCGCUCAUCAUGCACUCGCUCCUGCUGCUGCUCCUCAGCUUGGAGCACUACCAUGCCGAGUCUAGAACCCUACUACUACGCAUUUCAACUAGUCUCGAUCUCCCUCUCGAUAUCCUUGGCCAAGAUGAGAGCAAGACAGCGCGCGCCUUGUUGGCUGCGGCAGAGAACAUGAGUGCGGACGAGGAGACCAGGAAGAAGGCAGAGGAGAACAAAUCCAGCCGGAAGUGGAAGGUAGGUCUGGCCACUGUAGGAGGCGCAGUCCUCAUCGGCGUGACUGGUGGCCUUGCUGCACCACUUCUCGCUGCUGGGCUAGGUACGGUGAUGGGAGGUCUUGGGUUGGCUGGCACGGCCGCGGCAGGCUAUCUGGGGGCACUUGCGGGCAGUUCAGUCCUUAUUGGGGGCUUGUUCGGCGCGUACGGUGGCCGUAUGGCUGGAAAGACCAUGGAUCAGUAUGCACGCGAGGUGGAAGACUUUGGCUUUGAACCGGUGCGCUCUCACCACAAGCCGAGGAAAAUCGAGAAGGAAUUCCGCCGCCUCCGUGUCGGCAUUGGUAUCAGUGGCUGGCUCACGAAUCAAGAAGAAGUGGUUCAGCCUUGGAAAGUCAUUAAUGCUUCGCUCGAAACAUUUGCCUUGCGCUGGGAGCUAGAGGCAUUGAUGAAUCUUGGCAACUCUAUCACUACUCUUGUCACCUCUGCUGCUUGGACGAUUGCAAAGAAGGAGAUCAUCAAACGCACAAUCUUCGGUGCCCUCGCUGCUGGUCUGUGGCCACUUGCUCUGGCGAAGGUGUCGAAAGUUAUCGACAACCCGUUCUCCGUUGCAAACUAUCGCGCUCAGAAGGCUGGGGAGGUUCUAGCAGAUGCACUGAUCAACAAAGUCCAAGGUGAACGGCCUGUCACACUCGUAGGCUAUAGUCUUGGUGGGAAGGUCAUCUUUGCUUGCCUGAAGAAGCUUGCUGAGCGGAAGGCAUUUGGUCUGAUCGAAAAUGCUGUGAUGAUAGGAACACCAGCACCCUCGACAGCGGCUGAUUGGCGCAUGCUUCGAAGCGUUGUGACCGGUCGACUUGUGAAUGUCUACAGCAAGAACGACUACAUCCUCGGCUACCUAUACCGCAGCCACAGCAUUGCGCUCGGCAUUGCAGGUCUUCAAGCUGUCGAAAACGUCAAAGGCGUUGAGAACGUGGAUGUCAGUAGUCUUGUGGAAGGACAUACCAAAUACAGAUUCCUCACAGGUCCAAUAUUCAAGCAGAUCGGCUUCGAAGACCUCGACCUAGAGGGCAUUGCAGAAGAGGAGAAGGCUCUCAAGGAGCAAGAAGAGAAAGAGGAGAAAGAGCGCGCUGAACAUGAGCGUGAGCAGAAGGGUACAGAUAGUGUCUCGGAUGAGGAUGUGCACAAAAUGGAACAAGAGGUCUCGAAGAAGAAUGAACAGAGCUAUAUCGGAUGGGCGCAGUCAAAGAUGGUCAGCGCUGGCAGUAGUGUCUCAGCAGCGUAUGAGAAAGCUACAGCUCAAUGGCGAUCAAAGGGCAAAGAUAUCGAAGGCAAGCCUGGCGCUGGCUCUGUGGACCAAAACGUGCAGAAGACGACACUGCCAGAACGGCCUGCAUCAAUCUCGAGAAAGCCGGUCCCUCAAGCAGGUAGCAGCACCACGACCACAAAUUCUGAAACAAAAGCUCCGAUCGGAUGGGACGAACCUCCACCGUUACCGAGAAGACCUUCAUGA
Molecule: messenger RNA, 2352 nt
Organism: Pseudocercospora fijiensis CIRAD86
Lineage: Eukaryota; Fungi; Ascomycota; Dothideomycetes; Mycosphaerellales; Mycosphaerellaceae
Exons: 1
Coding region: 1-2352 (783 amino acids)
Source: RefSeq, a predicted model, not a curated record